Molecule: messenger RNA, 1581 nt
Organism: Stegastes partitus (bicolor damselfish)
Lineage: Eukaryota; Metazoa; Chordata; Actinopteri; Pomacentridae
Gene: gdpgp1
Product: GDP-D-glucose phosphorylase 1
Exons: 2
Coding region: 172-1269 (365 amino acids)
Biological process (GO): glucose metabolic process
Cellular component (GO): cytoplasm
Molecular function (GO): GDP-D-glucose phosphorylase activity
Source: RefSeq, a predicted model, not a curated record
AGACAGCUAGCUAGCUAAGCUAACCGGCGUUGGAGAAAUAUGGAUAAAAACUAUUUGUGCCGAUGUGAAAAACAGUUAGCUGUGCCUUUUUAAAGGGUGGUCAGUCAGCUGGUGGUGUCAGGACGCGGACUUUGACUCGGUUUCCAAAAAAAGAACAAAACAGAUCCAACCAUGCCUCUCCAGUUUGCGUACAACCACGAGGACUUUGUCACUGAUGUGCGCCGGAGUGAUGGAACCGGUCCAGCGACGGCAUCGCCACCAACAAAGUUUGACUCAACCAUCCAAGCUGGCUGGACGGACAGGAUGGACAGGGGUCUCUUCCGCUACCACCUGGGUGAUUUGCAAACUCGUAUCCUGCCGGGUCCACAUGGCUUUGUGGCUCAGCUGAAUGUUCAAAGAGGACUGGAGAGAAGGAAGCCUCAGGAGAUACUGAGCAUUCAGCAGGAGUUCAAUGCCAGGCAGUUUAAUUUUAACAAAAUCAACCCAGAUGAAAUCAUAUUUGAGAUGAUAAAGGACACAGAGGGACACACAGCUUUGCCUGACAAUAGACAGUUACCUCAACCCUGUGGGAUGGUAGUGUUGGUCAAUGUCAGCCCUUUGGAGUUUGGACAUUGUCUCUUUGUUCCAGAUCCCUCACGCUGUUACCCACAGAUCCUGACAAGGUUCGCUAUCAAGGUCGGUAUUGAAUCUGUGCUCCUGAGCUCCGACCCUGGUUUCCGUGUCGGGUUCAACAGUCUCGGAGCUUUCGCGUCUGUCAAUCACUUACACCUCCAUGGAUAUUACCUGGACCACGAACUAAAGAUAGAAUCCACUCCAGUUAAGCCUUUAGUUCCUGAAAAAGGAUUUUAUCUCAUGCCGGACUUCCCUGGCGGCUUUUUGUUUUACACAGAAUCAGAGGAGGUGGAGAAAGUAGCAAGUGCCAUCUGUCAAGUCACAGACUCUCUGGUGGGCGGUAAUAUUGCUCACAACAUGUUCUUGACUCGGGGAUGUCCGCCAUGCGAUCGCACGCAGAGUGAAGAAGAUCACUGUGCAAGAAAAGGCGUGCGUGUUGCAGUAUGGCCUAGAAUAUCCUGCUUUGGUGCCAAAGAGGAAUCUGCCUUCAACGUUGCUCUUUGCGAGCUGGCUGGACAUUUGCCAUUUAAGAACCAGAAGGACUAUGAGCUCACGACUGAGAAAGAUGUCAUCGGGAUAAUACAGAGGUAUCUUCUGCCUGAGGAUGAGUUUCACAGGUUGGAGCAGCAGCUUACUAGUCACUUAAUGGGUUUAUGAUACAUAGAUAAUGUGGUAACUGUUGCGCUGAAGGUACAGACGAACUGUGAUGAAAGCUACAUGUAAUACAGUUUUCAGUGUCCUUUUUGUUUGAGUGACUAGAAUUGAGUUAGAUUUUUUUAAGAGCCUAUUCUAAUGUCCUGUACCUGAACUAAAUAUUGCACUGGAUGUGAGCACAACUAUCAAACUGAAUGUGUUUCAAAGCCUUCACUGAACACUAAAGAGGUUAAGAUUUGCCAUAAUUGUAUUUAUAAAUGACGAUGCGCUUUGAUCAAAAAAUUGGUAUCAAAUAAAAUGUUGAAAGUGUUUUAU